Messenger RNA from Castor canadensis (American beaver), 2290 nucleotides. RefSeq names its product solute carrier family 35 member A5 (gene Slc35a5). Gene Ontology annotation, biological process: pyrimidine nucleotide-sugar transmembrane transport. Gene Ontology annotation, molecular function: pyrimidine nucleotide-sugar transmembrane transporter activity. NCBI's taxonomy places the organism in Eukaryota, Metazoa, Chordata, Mammalia, Rodentia, Castoridae. The record is from RefSeq and is a predicted model, not a curated record. Gene Ontology annotation, cellular component: Golgi membrane.
AGGCCGGGUAGCUGACUCUUGUUCACCUUUGUUUCCCUCUCGUAGCCUCCCCACCUAUGGGCCCUAAACAGUGACUGCUGCCUCUGCGGAGCUAGACAGUCACUAUCCCAACUCUAUGAUGUGCGUUCUUCCAUUAGAAGCUUUUCCAAUCCACUCAAGUAACCGCGCCCCACGGUAGAAGCGUUGCGCGUGCGUCGGAGGCGAGGGGAGCGCGCCACCCGCCGUCCCUACUGCGCAUGUGCGGUGAGAGGCUGCCCUGGCCGUGGAGGGAAACCUGGCCUCGCGCGGGGCAAUUAAAAAACGUGGAAUGGAAAGAAAGUGCUGUAGGCGUCCUGGGUCAUGCUCCUCGAAGAUGUAUACAUUCCUGCUGGGUGCUGUAUUCAUUGCUUUAAGUUCAAGUCGCAUCCUCCUGGUAAAAUAUUCUGCCAAUGAAGAGAAUAAGUAUGACUAUCUUCCAACUACUGUGAAUGUAUGCUCAGAACUCGUGAAGCUAGUUUUCUGUGUGCUUGUGUCAUUCUGUGUUAUAAAGAAAGAAAAUCAUCAAAGUAGACAUUUGAGAUGUGCUUCCUGGAAAGAAUUCUCUAAUUUCAUGAAGUGGUCCAUUCCUGCCUUUCUCUAUUUCCUGGAUAACUUGAUUGUCUUCUAUGUUCUAUCCUAUCUUCAGCCUGCCAUGGCUGUUAUCUUCUCAAAUUUUAGCAUAAUAACAACAGCUCUUCUGUUUAGGAUAGUGCUGAAGCGGCAUCUAAACUGGAUACAGUGGUCCUCCCUUCUAAUUUUAUUUUUGUCUAUUGUGGCCUUAACUACUGGGACUAAAACUUCACAGCAUAACCUGGCAGGUCAUGGAUUUCAUCAUGAUGCCUUCUUCAGCCCAUCUAACUCUUGCCUUCAUUUCCAAAAUGAAUGUUCCAGAAAAGACAAUUGCACAGCAAAAGAAUGGACUUUUCCUGAACCUAAAUGGAACACCACAGCCAGAGUUUUCAGUCACAUUCGUCUAGGAUUGGGCCAUGUUCUUAUUAUUGUACAGUGCUUUAUCUCUUCGAUGGCCAAUAUCUAUAAUGAGAAGAUACUGAAGGAAGGGAACCAGCUCACUGAAAGCAUCUUCAUACAGAACAGCAAACUCUAUUUCUUUGGUAUUGUUUUUAAUGGGCUGACACUGGGUCUUCAGAGCAGUAACCGGGAUCAAAUUAAGAACUGUGGAUUUUUUUAUGGCCACAAUGCAUUUUCAGUAGCUCUUAUUUUUGUGACUGCAUUCCAGGGCCUUUCAGUGGCUUUCAUUCUGAAGUUCCUGGAUAACAUGUUCCAUGUCUUGAUGGCCCAGGUCACCACUGUCAUCAUCACAGCAGUGUCUGUCCUGGUCUUUGACUUUAGGCCCUCCCUGGAGUUUUUCUUGGAAGCCCCAUCAGUCCUUCUCUCCAUUUUUAUUUAUAAUGCCAGCAAACCUCAAAGUCUGGAAUAUACACCUAAGCAAGAAAGGGUUCGAGAUCUAAGUGGCAAUCUUUGGGAGCGAUCCAGUGGAGAUGGAGAGGAACUGGAAAGACUUACCAAAGCCAAGAGUGAUGAGUCAGAUGAAGACACUUUCUAAGUUGUACCCAAACAGUUGGCAGCUCUCACAAACUGUAUUUUCACAUUUGUAAUAUUUGUCUUUUCACUUUGAUAAACUAAGGAUGUCCUAAAGCAUAAUACUCUUUACAUAUAUCUAACCCCUCCCUAAACGGUUCAUCCAAAGCUGAGAGUACCCAAAGAAUGACUAGUGUCUAAGGAAUUGGCAUAGGAAUAAUAACAUAGAGACUGUAUUAAUAGCCAGUACUUGAUAAGUCAGCAAGAUAUAUUUGCAGAUUAUUUUCCUUGUCUUCCAGGAUUCCAAAAAUCUUGAAGUAACCAUAUUAGACAGACCCUUCAGAUAUCAACAUACAGAUCAUUUUCCCAGAUACUCACAAUAAGUGGUUCUAGUCUGCAUGUUAUAUAAUCUUCCCUUUUUUAUGUCAUUAUAAAUAUUGUCUAUGUUGUGCCUCAAAAAUUUGAGGCCCUAGAGAUAAUAGUCAUAUUGCAAUUAAAAACAAUGAGCUGGGGUGUGGCUCAUGUGCUAGAGCACCUGCCUAGCAAGUGCAGGGCCCACAGUUUGAACCCCAGUACCAAAAAAAAGUGAAAAGCAAUGAGAUUAAAAAUUUUGCCUGAUUGACCUAAAUAUCUGGCAGCACGAUAGGUUUGGGAUAAUGUAGUCUGUGAAUCUGUGGCAAAUGUUUUAUUGAUUCAAAAUUUUAAUAUUUUAGGAAUUUUCAAAUAAACUUGA